UCCGCGAUGUUUUGAAUCAAAAAUAGGAACAUUUACAAGAAAAAAGAGGCCAAGCUGAUUUUAUCUAAAUCAACUGCCAGUUAGACGCCGCGCAGUGCCAUCCUCCCUAACCUAUCAGUGUGGGAAGUAAGCGUGCCACCUAUGAAGUCAGCAGUCCCCAACCCCCACCCUGAACACAUGUUCAACAUCCUCUGGGCACAGGCUGAGCGGAGCACUGAGACACAGCUGAGAAUUAGAGAGGGAGAGAGAGAGAGAGAGAGCAGUGAAGUGGAAAUAUGGGUGAGCGUCAGAGAAAGACAGAAAUAGAGCGAUAAAGCAGUGAAUUAGGCAGUCAGAGAGGAGAGGAGGAGGAGGAGUAGACGGUCUUUCAGUGAGGCGGCGAUGCUUCGUGCAGACGGGGUUGUGUUCUCGUAGCAGAAAGCUCUCGUCGUGUGUGUGUGUAUGUGUGUGUGUGUGUGUGUGUGUGGAUGUGAGAACCUCAUGGAUUUGCUCCAAUCUGAGUCUCAGAGGAAUUCAUUGCAUCUGGAUCCAAAACAGCUGCAGACAGAGGAUGCGACUGUGGCUGGAUGCUAGGAUCCAUGUGGGCCUGUGACGUCUGCGCUGCUCCCCUCUGUGGGCUACCUUCUUCUUCCCCAUAAGGAUGGCUCCAGCGGCACUGACCCAGAUUGUGGAGUCGUGGCUCUUCGCUGCGGGCUGCUCCUUGGUUGGUCUGUGAAUGUGAUGCGGACAAGACAUGCUCUACACCUCGGCAGAGACCACUCAGCCCGCUGCCUCUGCUGACAUCUGUCUCCGUGGAUACACACAGCAACCGGCAGGCUACGCCACAGAGACCGAUCCAUAAGAAUAAUCCCCAGCUGGAUAACAAACAACAUCUGGGCGUGGAGAGAAGGGAGAGGGUGAAGUCUCAGCAGGGCGGGUGGCAGAUGGUGACACUGCAGCAGCACUUCUCCAGCAUGGAGGAGACGGUGCGAACACUACUACAGAACCAGGACACACUGGAGGGCCCCAAGGUGGACCCACUGGACCUCAUGAAAGCAUACAAGGACAAACUCCUGGAGGAAAUGUGGAAGCAGCAGGACAGUCUAGAGGGUCCCACAGCCACAGCAGCGGAAAUGCCCAUCUCGCCUGAGGCUGGCGGUGGAUCGGAGGAAAAUUCAAAGGACAGCAAUCCCCUGCUAGAGCGACUCAGAGCCCUGGAGGCGGAAAAUUCUGCUCUGUCGAUGGAAAACGACAAUCAGAGGAAGCAGUAUGAACGCUGUCUGGAUGAGGUUGCUAACCAGGUGGUCCAGGCCCUCCUCACACAGAAGGACUUGAAAGAGGAGUGUGUGAAGCUGCGGACCCGUGUGUUUGACUUGGAGCAGCAAAACCGCAUACUGAGUGUGCUGUUCCAACAACGUGUCAAAAUGUCUGCGAUUCCUGUCUCCCAGGAGGUCCAAAGAAAUGGAAAAGCUGGUAUUCCUGCAGGAAGGUGGCCCAGCCUGCUGAGCCUAACAUGCCCACGCAGCAGUGGUAGUGGCAGUGGCAGUGAACUGUCACUAUCCAGUGCUUGCAGUGAGUACUCCAGUGGCUCCCACACUUGGGCAGAAGGACGUGGCCUCUCCAAGCAGUGUGCCACAAGCCGGGACAAAAGGAUGAGUGCAGGUUCAGUAUCCAGCAAUCAUUCAGCAUCCAUCGAGCAGACAGACCUGGGAUGGAAGGAAGGCCACAUUCUGAAAGGCCUGAAGCGUCUCCAAAUGUGCAGCUCCAAAGAGGCGUCCUCACAUGCAUCUGUACCACACUGCAAGGACUGUAUGACCUCAAAUGAGGGCAUAUACUCGCUUGGUGUAAUGUGUGGCCUACAAGGGGCUAUGGCCAAACAACCAGCCCCUCCAAGUAAACCUUUCAAGGCUGAAAAAGGGAUUGCUGCCCUAGACUCUGAUGAUGCAGAUGAUGAGUCACCUAAAUUGCAAAGUAGGGAAUCCAGUGACCAACCAAUAAAAGAGCAUUUGUGCUUGGAGAGAAUGGAUGUCACUCGGGAUAAUGAUGGUAAUUUUCUUGAAGAUCCAGUAAAACUUGCUGGGAAUACUGGUCUUUUCCCCUCACCUGUGACAGACAACUUCUUAUUUUUGGAGGGCCCGACAGUAAAACCUGGUUUAAGCCCAACAGAUAGCCUUACACGUCGACAGGAAAAGAAUAAGGACUCACCAGAAAAACAAAAAGCAACAGGCACAAAAUUCAGUGAUAGAAACAAUAACCAAGAAAGGUCUACUGACCGUAAAUCCAGACUUGAUCAUGUCAAAAGACAACAAGGCAGGCUCACGAUCAAGCAAAUGGAAGCAGGGACAAGUGAUGUGAGUUCAUCUAUUCCACAUACAGCAACAAGAGCUCUUAGCUGUGUGAAUGAAGCCAGACAGCGCAGCUCCUCAGCGGAGGUCCCUCAUUGCAGAGAUCAGGCGAGUCAAGCUGGUGGUGAAAGCCAGCGCUACACAAUCUCAGAAUCUCCGCAAAGGAAACUGAAACCUCAGCCAUUUGACUCAGCGAGGAAGGCUUUUAUUUUGCGGAGCAAGAGUGCGGAUGGAGGACCAGACCAAGCUAAGCAUACACAUUCUCCUCUCCACCAAAAGCUUAUUAAGGGUCACAGGUCCAAAGGACAGCCAAACCCUAAUGGGCACAGUGUUCCAAACAAAAGGACAAAUCUCAGUAAAUCACAUGGUCCAAGCAAAGGAGCUUUAUCUAAAGCUGAAAAAGAUGUGGAUAUUGUGGUAUCAACAACUUCCAAGUCUCUCGAGAGUGUGCAACAGCGCUCUCCCCUCGCUUCCCCUGUGAAAUAUUCAAAGACAUUUAAGCCUCCAGGGGUAAAUGAUUGCUCCAAGAGCCCAACAAAAUCGUCUUUGCAAAUCACAAGACCUCAGUCAAGCAGCGACUCACUGGAAGAGAGUAUAUAUGACAACUUACCCUGCUCACCACGAAAACAACGACGCCAAGACCAGCACUGUGAUGUUUCCCAUUCAGAACCUAGGUCCCCACCACCCCCACCACCCCCAGGUCGAACUACUUCUCUUCUUCUGAGACCCAGUUGCGACUCCUUAUCUGAAGCUCAUAAAUCUCCAGGUCAGGCACAAAGCUCUACUACUGGGAAGACAACAUCGAACACCACCAAGUCGCAAACACAAGAGCUUUCUUCGACCUUACAGCCUCAACAAUCCAGUACAACUAAAGACAAUCAACCUACAGCCCCACAAAUGGGUGCUGAAGGGAAACCACUGAAAGAUAUCCCUGGUAAGCUCUACCAUACCCAUUCAUCCAAGAUAACACCUGUCUCAGUUCAAGAAUCUCAAGCUUCCGAUUCAAGCCAGUUAUCUGUGGACAGAACUGCCACAUGCCAUGUUGAAAAUGGUGCUCCCUCGAUACUGCCGAGUCAGAGCAUCCUACGAAGAUCCCAACAGAGCAUUAGUGAGCCAAAACUUUCAGAAGUCUUGCCUCAGGCAUAUUCUAAUGUUUACUACCAUGGGAUUUCCAAUAAUUCUCAGAGUUCCACUUCAAGAGCUUUCAAAAUGGCUCUUCCUGUGAAUGCUAAAUCUAAUGAGGCAAUCACUGGACAGGAAACCAGUACCUUCCUCAUUUUUGGAAGACAGAACAAAGAUGAUACAAACUCUACUCCAAAAACUGUCCAGACUUUUCAGACUUUUACGUGUGAUCCCCAGGUGACACAUGAAGGUGGUGCUCACGACAAAGCCCGUAGAAAGAUUGAGACCCGCUGUAACUCGCUGGAUUCUGAGCCCUCAGUUCAACCUGUUGCAUCAGACAGUGGUGUGAUGUUAGAUUGGGGAUUUGAUGAGGAAGGCUGGCUGUUUAAAAGGUCGGUGUCAGUGUCAACUAGACCUCUCCUUAAACCAGUGAUGGGCAUGAAUGGGGCCAAGGCUCGUAGCCAGAGUUUUGGUGCACGUUACAUGGAUAGGCCAAGCUUCAACAGGUCUGGAAAGGUCCGCACUCAGAUCAAAACACACUCCGGGAGCUCCUUGAACUCUCUUGGUGAUGUCCUUCCAGGAAGUAUGAGUUGCUCCAGCAGCUACCAUUGUCCAAUGAAUCGAUCCCUUUUGAACAACUUUUUGAUUGAGGAGGGCCUGACAGUUCCCUCACAUUUGGGGUCCUCCAGUGAAAGGCUUCAAAGUCUUAAACUCCAGCGAGAGCAGGCUAGGCGCCUUCAGAUUGAGCAACAGUUUUCAAGCGCCUUUGGUGAGCCAGUUUCUGAAGAACCAGAGAGACAAAGUACUAUAACCACAAUUGAAGAGAAAGUUAUGCUUGGCAUAGAGGAGAACUUGCACAAGUCUCAAGAACAGGAGAGAACCAGUGAAGUAAAACAAAAAUCUGGUUCAACCUUGGCAAACUGGUUUGGUUUUCGUAAGAGUAAGCUUCCUGCUCCAAAUAGCAAGAAAACUGAUCCGCCAAAAGUAAAAGAAGACAAGAGGGAGCAGAAGAUUACAUCACUUUUGGGAGGAAAGCAGACAAAGUCUGACAAAAAGAAAGACAGAAGAAAAAGUGAUGGAAAAGACUGCUCUGUGGGGAGAAGAGAGUCUCAUGAUGCAGUGCGGGCAUGCAUAUCAAUGCCCUGCCCAGGAAUGUCCCUGAAUGAGAUACAAGGGCAUACUGACAUCAGUGGGGACCCAAAGAUGAUGAGCCGGAGAGCUGAUGGUGAAAAUGGAUCCACUGUGAAGAACCCCAACCAGGAUGGAGUAAUAGGCUCCGGCUGCAAGAUGCGAACGUUGGACAGUGGAAUCGGGACCAUCCCCCUUCCUGAAUCCUGUUCCUUCUUCUCCUCCAUCCUGCACCUCCUCCCCAAAUCCUCAUCAACCCCAGAACAGUCCCUCAGUCCUCCCAGUGUCCCCGGUUCCUCCAGUGAGGACGUGUCUCCUUCCCCGUUACCCCGGUGGCGGAUACCCUCCGGCUUUAAGGACAGCAGCCACGUAGGGGUGACAAACUCCCUGUCCGACUCCUCCAUGACCCAUAUCCAGUCAGUGCCUUUCCCCACUGUGGCCUUCCUCCAGCCCAUCCAACCCCAGUCUCAACCCAUUGUGACCUCUGCCAGUGUGUGUGAUACCCAGAGCAGGCUACCCAGACCACCGCAAGGUGGAAUGGAACCAAAGAAGUUAACCUAUAUCAAAUCGAAAACACGAGCCACCCCGAGCCAACAGAAAGAACAGACGAGACUUCAGCUCGCCAACUAGUUUCUGAAGCUGAGUGACUCAACCUGAAGCGAGGAAUCGAGCAAUCAGUUGGAUUUAUCUCUCUAACUCACAUGGACGAUCCCUAAAUCCCCCAGUCUGGAGACUGUGUCUGUGACUGAGGAUGAAACGCUCAGAACUGGACAGCAAGUGAGCUUGGCAUUGUAGGCUUCCACCUGUGCUCGGUGCAGUGUUGAGAUACUCAGUAGCCUCUCAGAUGUUGUAAUGAACCCUCUGGCAGCCAUUUUGGAGGUCUGCAGCUCAUUGGCAUCAGCUGUGAGCCCCUGAUAUUCACUGUACAACUCUGCCCAUAGACAUGGUUAACUUCUCUGCUGUUUUCUUUUCCUUUCAGAACAAACUAUUUCACAAAACCUUGUCUUCUAAUAGCAGGUUAGCUCGUGUAACACUAUCACAGCUACUGGUUAUCAUCACCAUCUUGUAAACACAUCUGAGCUCCUGUUUCAACUGGAACACCCGCUGGAAAGUCGUCGGAACGCCACCUCAAAAUCCAACAUGGCUGCUCUGAGCAUCAACAGAAGUGAAAGCUGUAGUAAUAUACUGCUCAUUAGCAGUUCUGUGUUAUUUGAGUAAAUCAAUUGGCCAUGUUGCCAUGGUGUUUGUACACUCAAAAUAUCACGUAAUGCCUUGUUAUUAACUGGUAUUGCUAACAACAACAACAACAACAACAACAACAACAAGCUUCUGACUUGUCGUACUGGAACGCAGUCAACUCAGGUCCGACCUGUGAGCUAACGCAGCAUUACCGUGCUGAUUGUACCACCACAACGAUGAGCCAGAAGAACCUCUUUGAUUUCAGCACUACAAGUGACCACUUCCACAUAAUAGCAUCACUUGACUCAUCUUAUUGAUUAAUUUAUGAUUAAUGCAGGGUUAAACAUUGAAAUAACUUUUCACAAGCACAACCAGUUCGCUACCAGACCUCCAUGAUGGCACCAGCUGUGGUCACUACUGGAGAUUAGUGACGCAAAUGCGAGACCUCCACUACAAUCUUGCAGAACAAAGAUUAUGUAGCUCGUUCAUUUACAUUUUCAGGCCGUGUGCAAACAUUUUAAUAAAUGUUUAUUUGGAGAUCUAAUUCUGCUUUAGAUCUAAUAUAAUAAUUAUGUCGCUAAUAUAUUUUUGAGUGAAGCAACAGAUGGAACCUUAUAAUCUCAAGAUUACAAACUCCUGAAAAUAAUACCUUAUGUACAGCACUUACUACUGAUUGCCAUUCAUGAGCUCUAUACCUGACUGAUUAAUGUGACUCUUUAAAGUGUGCACUAACUUUUUUUUAUUGUCACGGUGUUAAUAUCAACUUGCAUGCACCCCCCCUGGAAAUGCAUCAUAUGAAUCUGAUAUCCGUCAUCAAGUCCAUCAGAGUUUCUUCCCAAGAGGUGGAAAAUACUGAAAUGUGAAACUGUUGAGUAUUUAUGAAAUAUCACACAUAAUCUGCCACUGCUUUGUCAGCAUAGUGAGACUCAAUUUCACAACUGCAGUUAUUUUAAACAGUUUUAAAAUAGUGAACAUCUCUUGAAAUGAAACUCUUCAUAUGUGAAUUGCAUCUCCUUCUUCUUCCUCGUCUUCUUCUAUUUCUUCUUCUUCUUCUUUUCUUUUCUUUGCAUUUUUCCACAGUUAUGACAUCAAGACAAAGCAGUGAGUUUUGCAUGUAACCUUAGUUAUAAAGCACCUAGUAGGCACAUAGUGGACAUUGUCGUGCUAGCUCAGGGAAAAUACCAUUUAUUGUCUCUGAUAGAUGCUGUGGAUUAACAUGUGCGACCGUCUCAUUGCAGCCAGUGAACACACCAGAUUAUCUCACUGUAGCGUUUUAAGGAUAUUUACCUGUCUUCUUGUCUGUUUUUGUCUGUACAGUUAAGCUGUAAGAUAUCACACUGCGGUUGCUCAGUUUCUCUCUCUCUCUCUCUCUCUAUUAUGUAUGCUGUGUCCUUUAUAGUAAUGUUUUUGGUGUCAUGAAUGCAUCCUCACAUAUUUGACAGUCUUUUAGCUGCUUGGCGACGUCCCCCUCCCCCUCACACCUUUCAUAUGUAGAUAUUUGCCAAAAUGCAUAUUGCCAAACACUGCUCUGAUCACACAAUCACAUAUACAGAAAAAUGAAUGCAACUGAAACUACAUAUCAGACUUGUCAUGCUGACUAUAGCCAUAUUCUUUUGAAACACUAGAGACAUGUGAUGUAGAACUAUAAAGAACUGUAACCUUGCACAAUACCAUUAGUCAUGUCAUCUUGCUGUAUUUACUCUUCUUUAAAUCUUUGCUCACUUGCUACAUGUAUAUGUGAGGUAAUAUUUGUAAAAUUGCAGCAGUGUUUAUGCCAAUAGCAACACGCAGGUAUAAAAUAUGUAGCUAGCUUACGCGGGUGAAACGAGGUGUUAACGGAUCAGGGAACAGAUUGGCUGUAUUGAUACGGGUAGGUGGAGCAUGGUGUCUGUGUUUUUAAAAAUGGCUCGCAUAACGAAGAGCGUCACUCUCACAAGAGUAUUGUAUUUUUCUAACAUUUACUCUAAUGCCCUGUAUUUGUACUCAGCACUGAAAAGUGUAAUUUACCAUUUAUUGCACAUAUUGUUACUCACUAUUACAGUAAUUCUCCCUCUAAAUGUUUUUUUUUUUCAGAACCCAAUAAUAACAGUGAUGUUCUCGUGUGACAGUCACCUUAGCAGUACGAAUUGAGAAUUGUAUAUUACUGAUAUUCUUUCAUUUAUGUCAAAGAAGAAAGAAAAAAUAAACUAUUUCAAUACUUACAGUA
Seriola aureovittata is the source of this 7959-nucleotide messenger RNA. RefSeq names its product nck-associated protein 5-like. The transcript is spliced from 14 exons. Gene Ontology annotation, biological process: microtubule bundle formation; microtubule depolymerization. Bases 924 to 5204 code for a protein of 1426 amino acids. Gene Ontology annotation, cellular component: microtubule plus-end. NCBI's taxonomy places the organism in Eukaryota, Metazoa, Chordata, Actinopteri, Carangiformes, Carangidae. The record is from RefSeq and is a predicted model, not a curated record.